GAGCGCGCCCCGGUAGCCAAGAGGGAGGAGGGCGGGGAGCGCCGACAGCCGCCCGCCCGCCCCCGCGCCGCCCGCGCGCAACAGUUCCCCCAAAGUUGCAGCCCGGGAGGCGAGCGCGCACGGGCGGCCGAGGGGCGGGCGGUUGGCGGGGACGCGGCCUCGCGGCCCAGCGCGGAGAGUCCCGGCGGGCGGCGGCGGCGGCAUGGGCACCCGGCAGACCAAGGGCAGCCUGGCGGAGAGAGCCAGCCCCGGCGCCGCGCCGGGCCCCCGACGCGAACGGCCGGACUUCUGGGCGUCGCUGCUGCUGCGCGCCGGGGACAAGGCGGGGCGCGCGGGCGCGGGGAUGCCCCCCUACCACCGGCGAGUCGGCAUGGUCCAGGAGCUGCUGCGGAUGGUGCGCCAGGGCCGGCGGGAGGAGGCGGGGACGCUGCUGCAGUACCUGCGCCAGGACCUGGGCAUGGAGUCGACCUCGCUGGACGACGUUCUGUAUCGCUACGCCAGCUUCCGGAACCUGGUGGACCCCAUCACACACGACCUCAUCAUCAGCCUGGCACGCUACAUCCACUGUCCCAAGCCGGAAGGCGAUGCUCUGGGCGCCAUGGAGAAGCUGUGCCGGCAGCUGACAUACCACCUCAGCCCCCACUCCCAGUGGAGGCGGCACCGGGGGCUGGUGAAAAGGAAGCCACAGGCCUGCCUCAAGGCUGUCCUGGCCGGGAGCCCCCCAGACAACACAGUGGACCUGUCGGGCAUCCCACUGACCUCCCGAGACCUGGAGCGGGUGACCAGCUACCUACAGCGCUGUGGGGAGCAGGUAGACAGCGUGGAGCUGGGCUUCACAGGCCUCACGGAUGACAUGGUCCUGCAGCUGCUGCCGGCACUCAGCACCCUGCCCCGCCUCACCACACUGGCACUCAAUGGCAACCGGCUGACCCGGGCCGUGCUGCGCGACCUCACUGACAUCCUUAAGGAUCCCAGCAAGUUCCCCAAUGUCACGUGGAUUGACCUGGGCAACAACGUGGACAUCUUCUCCUUGCCCCAGCCCUUCCUGCUCAGCCUGCGCAAGCGCUCCCCAAAGCAGGGCCACCUACCCACCAUCCUGGAGCUGGGUGAGGGCCCGGGCAGUGGGGAGGAGGUCCGGGAAGGGACAGUAGGCCAGGACCCUGGAGGGGGCCCUGUGGCACCUGCCGAAGACCACCAUGAGGGCAAGGAGACUGUAGCUGCAGCUCAGACGUGACAUGGAAGUGAAGGGCCUCACUUCCUUAUUGGGUAGAAUGGGCAAAGCAGGCAGGGGAGGGCGCUUCUCCUAUCAGGUGGGUUAAGGAUAUUGCCAAAAAUUGGCCUGGGCCACCCACCUACAGAAAGGCAAACCAUAGCAUCUGGGGAAGGGGAUUUGUGUUAAAACUUCCCGUUGGUUCUCUCCAUCUGCCCCCUAUCCCAUUAUCUACCAUUUUGCUCGUCAUCCCAGGACCCAGAGAACACUCUCAGCUCAGCCCAUGGCCUUCCCCAAAGACUUGUGGAAAUGGGCACAUGGCUGGAGGUACUGGAAGCCCGAGCCAUUGUGAACACCAAGAGCUUUCCCCCAGAAAAAGAAUACAGUAGGGCCCCUACAUGCAUUGCAUUACAUUUUUCACUUAGGGAAACAAGCUCCAACCAGAUGAAUGUGUCCCCACUCAAGGGAGGUGGGAAUCUUAGCAAAACUCCUGUAACUCAAGAACCUGGGGUAAGGGGUUGGUUGCCAGAGACCCCAGUUCCAUCUAUGCUAGGGGUGGACUGAACGUGGUCUACCUCCUUAUGGAGAUCCAGCCCUAUUUCUGAGGCCCACCUUGUGAUUCUAGGCAUCUACCCAUAGGAGCAGCUAUCGCUAUGCCCUUUGACAUUUAGAGCAGCCUACGAUGCCAUGUGGCAGUGCUCAGGACAUGGUGCCCAUGCAUACAGGCAUAAAGUCCCGUUCAGAAAUCCCGUAUCCACCUUCCCUACCCACUGCUGGCUGAAAAACUACCAGACUUCUGUGUGGGCUCUGAUGUCCUUAGCAUGAAGGCCAAGUGACAGAACUGGCUUCCUUCUUGUCACUUGCCAGUAUGACUUCACUGACCUAGACAGGCCGUAAGAACUCUUUCCCCAUAACUCUUAAUCCACCAACACAUUCCAGAAAACCGACUGCAGAAGGUGGCCUUUAAAACCUUAAAAACCUAGGACCACGAAGGAGUCCAAUCCCUUGGCAGAUCCAACAAGAUGGCUGGGGAGAGGGAGAAACUAGGGGCUCCCAAAGGAGCCUAACUUAGCAAAGGUUCUCAUCUUACACCCUCCCCUUACCCAAAUGCUCUCCUAGUGAAAGGGCCCUACCAGUUAAGGAAUCUCUUCUAAAUAACAGGCAACCCCUAGAUCCAAGUAGUUCAGUCCAGGGAGACGGGGAGCCAAUCACUCUUGAACCUUGUGGGCAAACAGUAUGGGGAAGGACCCUCUGACAGGCCUUGGUAGGCAAGAUUCCAACACAGGAAGACAGCAAGAUGGGGCCUAGAGUAUGGGGCCCUGCAUGCUGUUAAGGUUGUGGUUAGGAAUGAUGCAAUGCUGCAGGAGCUGGGACAACGCUACACCAAGGAACAGAGCACAGAGCAGCAGGGGCCGAUUGAGGAGGCCUUAAAUGCUUUGAAUUUUUGCCUUCAGUCUAAAGCUGUAGAAUAGGGGGUUAAGAGUUUAGGCUGACCACAGGGAAGUUUAUAAGCUAGAGCGAAUAUCUGGAACUGCUAGUAUCUGACAAUAGUAGGCGAAGUUUACUUUUUCUUCAAAUACACAUUUUCAAGAAUUGACACCCAAGACCAUC
Molecule: messenger RNA, 2821 nt
Organism: Symphalangus syndactylus (siamang)
Lineage: Eukaryota; Metazoa; Chordata; Mammalia; Primates; Hylobatidae
Gene: LRRC75A
Product: leucine rich repeat containing 75A
Source: RefSeq, a predicted model, not a curated record